Messenger RNA from Owenia fusiformis, 3056 nucleotides. The record is from the annotation of a GenBank genome assembly. Lineage: Eukaryota; Metazoa; Annelida; Polychaeta; Sabellida; Oweniidae.
AUGGUGCUGUACAUGCGGGAUAUUAUACAAAUUAUAUUUGUGAUUGUAUCUCAAUAUUACUAUGGAAGUGAUGGCAUCGUUAUAGAUACCUUUGUUGGAUUCAACGUCCCUGGAGGGACACAAAUCUUUUCUGCUACCACAUCCACAGAAUGCAUUCAGUUCUGCGAGGAUCAAUCCGACUGUAUGGCCGUAGACUUCGAUACAGGAAAUCAAGGAUGUUUCUCCCAUGGAGUUGACAAUGUAGAAUUCCUAUGCAGUAGUGAUGCUUUGCAGACUCUCUCAUCAAGUACUCACUACAGACUGGUGAACUGCUCUCUACCUGUUCUCGAACAAUACAGUGAUGUGAAUGUUUUCGGAGGUGUCAUUGUACCGGGUGUCACUACAGUGAGGGACUGCCUUAAUUCCUGCAAUGCGUCCUGCUCAGCUGUUGACUUUAAUUUCCUAUCAAACCUGUGUUAUUCACAUGAUACAACGACAACUUGUAACUCUUUCAACUUUGUCAAUAACAUAACACAUUACAAAAAGCAAAGGUGUUCAGGAGGCGUGGCCCAGGUGGAUUGUGGUAGCCUCCCUGCUCCAGCUAAUGGAACUGUGACUGGUGGUGCAACUACAGUGGGUUUAGGCCAAUAUUUCAGCUGUAAUACGGGAUUCACUAUAAGCGGUAGCACCGUUAGAUUCUGUCAACUGAAUGGAACCUAUGAUGGCACAGCUCCUACAUGUACAAUUGUGGAUUGUGGUUCGCUUGACACUCCUACAAACGGCACACUGAACAUAACAGGGACUGUUUACAAUUCAGUAGCGGACUUCACGUGUGAUACUGGGUUCACUUUGUUUGGCAGUCCUACAAGAAUAUGCUUAUCUCUUGGAGUAUGGAGUGGACGACAGCCUGAAUGUUUUUUGAACUACUGUCCAAGUCUACCAGAGAUUGCCAAUGGUAUUAAGAGUGGAAAUGGCACAGCAUACAACACUGUUGUAAACUACACGUGUGAUACAGGAUACACACUCGUUGGUAGCAGUAGCAGGCUAUGUUUGGCUAAUAGUACUUGGUCGGGCACUAACACCACUUGCAUAAUAAAUGACUGCGGAACACUUCCAGCUCCCAGUAAUGGUACAGUUGAUUCAACUACUAGCACCUUUAAUACUACUGUUACAUUCUCAUGUGACGACGGAUAUAGUCUCUCUGGAAGUACAAGCAGAACGUGCCAGGCCAAUUCAACAUGGGAUGGUACAGAGACAGUCUGUACAAUUAGAGAUUGUGGGGAGUUGAAUCCUCCAAUAGGGUAUGCCUCGGCGACCGGAAGUAGCUAUUUUCCCAACUCAGUUGUCACAUUCACCUGUCAGACUGGUUACACUCUCUUCGGAAGCUCAUCUAGGACAUGCCAAAAUGACGGCACGUGGUCAGGAACUGAAACCAAUUGCACAAUUAUAGAUUGUGGUGUCCUAGCUACUCCUGGUAAUGGGUCAGUCUCCGGGAGCAGCACAACAACUUAUAACUCAGUGAUAGUGUUCAAAUGCAACACUGGAUACACGUUGUCGGGUAGUUCUGUCAGAACUUGUCAAGUUGACAGUACUUGGAGUGGAUCAGAUGCAUCGUGUACUAUCGUGGACUGUGGCUCGCUGGACACACCCGCUAACAGUACGUUGGUCAUAACAGGAACAGUCUACAAUUCAGUAGCGACUUUCACGUGUCCGACUGGAUAUAAUUUAAAAGGCAAUUCUUCAAGGACAUGCUUAUCAACAGGAAUGUGGAGUAAUCAUCAGCCAGAGUGUGAAAUCGUAGACUGUGGACAGCUAAAUCCCCCUAUAGGAUAUGCCUCUGUUACUGGCAGUAGCUACACAUACAACUCAGUUGUGACAUUCACCUGUCAGACUGACUACACUCUCUUAGGAAACUCAUCUCGGACAUGCCAAAUUGACAGCACGUGGUCAGGAACUGAAACCAAUUGCACAAUUAUAGAUUGUGGUGCUCUAGAUACUCCUGGUAAUGGGUCAGUGUCGGGGAGCGACGUGACAACUUAUAACUCGGUGAUAGCAUUUGAAUGCAACACUGGAUAUACGUUGUCUGGAAGUUCUGUCAGAACUUGUCAAGUUGACGGCACUUGGAGUGGAUCAAAUACAUCCUGUACUGUUGUUGACUGUGGCGUACCCUACACAAGUAAUGGUCUAAACGUUUCCUACACCACGACACUUGUUGGGUCAAAUGCGACCUACACUUGUCCCACAGGCACAACUCUAAUUGAUGGCAACGAUAUCACAUGUUUGUCUAGUGGCUUAUGGAGUUACACUGCAGCAAGGUGUUGUAUAUCAAAAGAUUAUAUCUAUUACAUGCCUAUGGAGGAGAUACAAUCACCAGACACUCUGGUAGGGUCUUGCAUCACUGGUAAAAUCAAUAACAACGCCAGUCUCGUUGAGGGAAGGAUCGGUAAGGGAUUAAAUUUAGAUGGAAUAAACCAAUCGGUAGACCUAGGAAAUCGAAGGACGGAAUGCUUUGGUGAUUUGGAACUGUGUCCCAAUGGUUAUACUCUUUCAUUGUGGCUAAAAAUCGGAAAAACAUCUGGAAGAAGUUUGUAUUAUCUCUCUAGUGGUGGACAGACAUAUCAAUCGUAUGGAAUGACACUACUUUUGCAGAGUAGUAGAAUUCUUGUCACUUUCACGACCAAGACCAAGAGCUGGUCGGUAUCAUAUUCGAGUCCAACUGCAGCUGAGUGGCAUCAAGUAGUAAUGACGUGGAAGGAUCCUUCGAUAAGUGACAUGUAUACCAGCGACGUGGCAAAGCUUUCACUGUGGUGGGAUGGCGUGAAUGUGGCAACGGCUAAUUCAUUCGCAUCACGUAACGUUCAAACAACUGUAUUUAACGACUUCGUGAUUGGACGUCCUAACAAUGGGUUUGCUAGAUACGGCGAAGCUGUUAUUGAUGAACUAAUAUUCUGGGAUAAGGAGCUAGACGAUGCUCGAGUAAUGGGACUUUGGGAGUCAUAUAAAGGAAAUCCUAAUUCCACACUCACUUGUUCUUGAGUAUAAAGGAGAUCACGCUCCCAUUUGAAAUAAAAACGAAA